Molecule: messenger RNA, 854 nt
Organism: Labrus bergylta (ballan wrasse)
Lineage: Eukaryota; Metazoa; Chordata; Actinopteri; Labriformes; Labridae
Gene: cryba2b
Product: crystallin, beta A2b
Biological process (GO): visual perception; lens development in camera-type eye
Molecular function (GO): structural constituent of eye lens
Source: RefSeq, a predicted model, not a curated record
AUCUGUCCCACCUCAGUACGUCUAGAUUAACCCUUAGGGAGAAACAGCAGCCAUGAACACUCAACAGAUGGAGCAGAUGGGCCAGUUCAAGAUCACAGUGUGGGAGGAGGAGAACUUCCAGGGAAAGCGCUGUGAGUUCAUGCUGGAGUGCCAGAACAUCAUGGAGAGGGGAUUCAACAAGAUCCGUUCCAUCAAGGUUGAGAAUGGACCUUGGGUGGGUUAUGAGUACCCAGAGUUCCAGGGACAGCAGUUUAUUCUGGAGAAGGGAGACUAUCCUCGCUACGAGGCCUGGAGUGGAAACAGCAGCUACAGAACCGAGCACAUGCUCUCUUUCAGACCCAUCAAGUGCGCUAACCACAGUGACAGCAAGGUGACCCUUUACGAGUGUGAGGACUUCCAGGGCCGUAAGUUUGAGGUGUGCGAUGACUACCCCUCCCUACAGGCCAUGGGCUGGUGCAGCAAGGAGGUGCCCUCUAUCAAAGUCAGCUCAGGAGCCUGGGUUGCCUACCAGUUCCCUGGUUACCGUGGCUACCAGUACAUCCUGGAGAGGGACAGACACCAAGGCGAGUACAGAAACUACAACGAGUUCAGCACCCAGGCUCAUACCAACCAGGUGCAGUCCAUUCGUAGGAUCCAGCACUAAGCCUUCACUCUGCCUGACCUGACCUGAAAAAAACUCUCCCUGACCCCUACUUCUUUACCCUGGGACAGACCGCUGUCACAGAACAGUAGAUGGACAAACUCUCUCUAUCACUCUGUGGCUCUGCUUGUAUGGAUAACUAAGUACCUUCUUCUUCUACCAUGCUAUAGCAUGUUUUUGAAAUAGGAAAUAAAGGCUUUUCUUCCAAACUAGA